Molecule: messenger RNA, 1833 nt
Organism: Podarcis muralis (Common wall lizard)
Lineage: Eukaryota; Metazoa; Chordata; Lepidosauria; Squamata; Lacertidae
Gene: FARSA
Product: phenylalanyl-tRNA synthetase subunit alpha
Biological process (GO): phenylalanyl-tRNA aminoacylation
Cellular component (GO): cytoplasm; phenylalanine-tRNA ligase complex; cytosol
Molecular function (GO): phenylalanine-tRNA ligase activity; tRNA binding; ATP binding
Source: RefSeq, a predicted model, not a curated record
CCGGCCAACGCAGGAACUCUUUGUCGGUCGUUGCCGGGAACAUGGCUCCCACCGUGGAGUCGGCGGUGGGUCCUGGGUCAGCGGCCGAGCUCCUGCUGCAGAGACUAGAGCUAGUAGGAGCCCAAGGCGAAGCGAGGCUCUGCAGCUUGGAGGCGGCUGCGGCGCUGGGCUUGGACCACCAGGUGCUGGUCGGGGCCGUGAAGAGCCUGCAGUCGUUGGGGGAGGUGAUUGAGGCUGAGCAAUGCACAUCCAAGAAGUGGGAGCUGACACCUGAGGGCAAAGAAAUUGUCCAGGAAGGGAGCCAUGAAGUUCGAGUGUUUAACAGCAUCCCCUCUGAAGGCUUGGUGCAGAGUGAGCUGAUGAAGCUGCCAAGUGGAAAGGUGGGAUUCAGCAAAGCAAUGUCCAAUAAGUGGAUCCAGCUAGACAAGACCGCAGAAGGUGGACCCCGAGUCUUCCGGGCGGUGGAGACUGUGCAGGACUCUGUCAGAGAGAAGCUGCUGCAGGUGGAGCAGGGUGGGGGUGACAAACUAGAAGAGAAGGACAAGAAUGAACUGAAGAAGCGGAAACUCCUGGCAGAAGUGACCAUUAAGACAUACUGGAUCAGUAAAGGAAAUGCUUUCAGUACCACAGUUACCAAGCAGGAAACGGACCUCACUCCAGAGAUGAUUGCCAGUGGCUCCUGGAAAGAUUUGAAGUUCAAGGCGUAUAACUUUGAGGCACUGGGCAUUAUGCCUGAAAGUGGACAUCUCCACCCACUCCUCAAGGUCCGCAGCCAGUUCCGGCAGAUCUUCCUUGAAAUGGGUUUUACGGAAAUGCCCACCAAUAACUUCAUUGAGAGCUCCUUCUGGAACUUUGACGCCCUCUUCCAGCCACAGCAGCAUCCAGCUCGGGACCAGCAUGACACCUUCUUCCUAAAGGAUCCUGCUGAAGCCAUCGACUUCCCCAUGGAUUACCUGAAGAGGGUAAAGAGGGUUCAUUCACAAGGAGGUUACGGCUCUCAGGGGUACAGAUAUGAGUGGAAGCUGGAGGAGGCUCGGAAGAACCUCCUUCGGACGCACACCACAUCCGCCAGUGCUCGCAUGCUCUAUCAGCUGGCGCAGCAGGAGAAAUUCACCCCUGCCAAAUACUUUUCCAUCGACCGUGUCUUCAGGAACGAGACACUCGACGCCACCCACCUGGCUGAGUUUCACCAGAUUGAAGGGGUGGUAGCCGAUUAUGGCUUGACACUGGGCGACCUGAUGGGUGUCUUGAAAGAGUUUUUCACCAAAAUGGGAAUCACCCAGCUGCGCUUCAAACCUGCUUACAAUCCUUACACGGAGCCCAGCAUGGAGGUGUUCAGCUACCACCAGGGAUUAAAGAAGUGGGUGGAGGUGGGCAAUUCAGGAGUCUUCCGCCCAGAGAUGCUGCUGCCCAUGGGUCUGCCUGAUGGGGUGACCGUCAUCGCCUGGGGCCUUUCUUUGGAACGGCCCACCAUGAUCAGGUAUGGCAUCAAUAAUAUCCGGGAACUGGUUGGUCACAAAGUCAAUCUGCAGAUGGUAUAUGACAGCCCACUCUGCCGCUUGGAUGCUUAGUCCACAGAAACUUUCCUCUCUUCAGAGACAUCCCUAUUUAUUAGCACUGCUGCUUGUUGGAAAACUGGGCCUUUCAGGCUUCUAUUCUCCACGCUUUUGGUUCCUUUGGGGGAAAGUGCGUGACAAGCCAUUCCGCUGUUUUGUAUGGACGCUUUAGCCCCUACACCUUUUGGAGAGAUCAUGGGUGAAUGGGUUCUCCCAAUUUGUGUGGGGAAUAAACUUGUAGCCCAUGUUACAUUCAGUAAAAGUGUCUCGACCACAA